This is a messenger RNA of Prorocentrum cordatum, 1059 nucleotides long. The record is from the annotation of a GenBank genome assembly. NCBI's taxonomy places the organism in Eukaryota, Dinophyceae, Prorocentrales, Prorocentraceae.
AUGGGUAUGCCCUUCAUUCCGUUGCGAACUUCUACGAUGGCGUGGCUCAAGUCAAGCGGGACCGUCGGCCGCAGUGGCACUCGCAGCCCAAACUAUUCGUGGCGCGACGGCCGCCGCGCCGGCCCCCUUCGAGGUGUGGGGAUGCAGGUGCCGCCUGGUAUGGCAGCGCCCACAAGGUAUUCACACCUUGCCCCUUCGCCCCUGAUGGACAACGAUAGCCCACAACGGCGCCGCCAGUGCAGGCUCGCGCGGUGGCUCACCGGCAUUUCGACGGCCGCGCUCUUUCUCGUGGCAGUAGCAGUGUACGCUGGUCACGUUCAAGUCGGUCACGCGUGGGGGCUCACGUCACUUCGCACGAACCUCGGAAAACAACAAAACCUCAGCGUUGUGCUGUACGUCACGACGCACGCAUCUGAUCAGCACAUGAGUUUCUUAGAGUGUUUGCCGCCGGUGCUAGCGGCUUCUCCGAGACUUUCGAAGGCGGACGUUAUCCUGUACGUCGGACGUGAGAAUAUCACCGACGACAUGAAACGCAACAUCACCGUGCUACUGGAUAAGUGGCCCAUGAGAAAUAAGAUCGUCCACUUCGGCGGCAAUCCAGGGAAACAGGAGGGAGCAAAGUUUGCGGCCCACGUGGGAUUUUCCAGCGGAUGGUUUCGAGGGUACGAUUGGGUUAUCCGGGUCAACCCUGACGUUGUGAUCUACGACGAUAAGCUGGUCUGGUCGCUCAUGGAGACGGCAGAUGACUGGGGCGUCUUCGUCUCUUGCAAGGAGCACUGCAAGGACCAUUCUGGCUGCGCCCCAGCGAGGACGCACACGGACUUCUUUGCCGUCCGGCCGUCCCGCGUGCCACGGGACGCCUUUGCCGACUGGCAGACGUCCUCGCGUAAAGCAGAGCUCCAGGCGACCGUGGCGUUCAGAGAUAUCUACGCGGCAAAGGCCGACGUGUACCUCCCGUGGUACACGAUGCACGGGGGCUGCCGCGUGCAAGGGGGCGGCGUCUGGCACAGCACCCUCUUCUGCCCCGACCUGCUGGCGCGUUCCCCGUGGCAGUGCUAG